AUGAUUUGCCACUCAUAUGAAAUCAUCAAAAAGGAAUUACCAGAUUUACCUAAAGACGCUGCUCUACAGAUGGCUGUCAAGGCUGUCAACAAUACAGCUGGCCCAGAUGGUUUAGUCCCUACGCUUCUUGUUUUCGGAGCUUACCCACGAAUGGUAGAAUAUGACCCUCCUGCACCUACAAUUACACAAUGUGCCGCUGCACUCAAAAAGGCAAUGACAGAGGUUCGAGAUGCCCUCAAUAUGCGUAACGGUCCUGCGUCUACAGCUGUACAUCUUCUGCCAAUAAAUUCGGAUGUACGCGUAUGGAGGGAAGGAAACACCGGCUAUGCAGGAGAGUGGAAAGGCCCGUACAAAUUACUAAGUGUUGAGGGCGAGACGUGCACAAUUCAGUUUCCAGAUGGACUAAAGCUGUAUUAUAAGGCACCGGAUGAGAAUGACCAAGACACCAAUUCAGAGCAUACAAAUGAAGAGCCUGAGGCACCUUUAGGCACAAACUCAACACCACCCACAUCUCAAGACGACGAGCCAGACACAUCUACACCCCAGGCAAGGCCUGCACAGCGCCCCCAACAAAAUCGGCAAUUACCAGCCCGAUAUCGAGAUGACCUCAUACAAUCGAAAGAGAUCAACAGCCUAUUAGAAAAUGGUGUAUUCGAAGUGGUCAAAGUAGACGACAUCCCAAAAGGCACCCGAAUCUUCAAUUCGCGGUUCGUCAACGAGAUAAAGAAUUGGGGCACCGACAAGGCCUUUGAAAAGUCGCGACUAGUCGUACAAGCCUACAACGACAAAGGGAAAGAGAUCUCAACCACGCCCCUCGCUCGCAACUUUUAUAUACGACCCCCUCCCAAACUCGUGCACCUGUUCCCUCCAGGCACAAUAUUGAAAGUUGUCAAGCCUUUGUACGGUAUCCCUGAAGCAGGAUUUGGUAUUGUUGGCAUGCAGACCAAUAACACCCUCAUCCUCGCCGACAACACUUUUGCGAACCACGAGGAGAAUGAGAUUAAACGAGCUAAUAUUCUCUGCAAACCACGAGAGAAGCUUACACCUUCGAACCCGUUAAAAUUCAACGGUGGCCUUAUUACGGAGGAUGCCCAGGGUAUUACCCUCACCCAGGAACGCACUUGUAAGCUCAUACGGCCUGUACAAGAUCGAUAUGCAGAUACAACGAGUUCCCAAGGCAAGGUCCAAAAGGACGUAUCGCCGCAGAAACAAUAUGUGGCUCAACGCGCACUUGGAGCCUACAUUGCUUCCGUAUCGCAGCCUGAGGCUUCUUUUGAUCUAUCGUUUGCUGCCCAGAUCACAAAUCCAGGAAAAGACGACAUCAAGUCACUUAAUAAACGCCUCCAAUGGCAACUUGAUAAUGCUGAACGCGGAUUACGCUUUGUACGUCUAGAUUUGGAUUCGUUACGCCUCGUAAUCUUUGCAGAUUCAUCCUUCGCAAACAAUAAGGAUUUCUCCUCCCAAAUUAGCUUUGUUAUUGUUCUUGCAGAUGCCGUAAAUAACGCAAAUAUUGUACACUGGUCCUCAAUUAAGUGCAAGCGCGUCACAAGAAGUGUACUUGCUUCUGAACUUUAUGCCAUGGUUCAUGGCUUCGAUUCGGCUGCGUCAAUUAAAUCAACAACAACGCAACUUCUACAUCUUACCAAGCCCCUACCCCUUGUUAUCUGCACUGACUCGAAGAGCCUGUACGAAUGUCUCAUCAAAUUAGGCACUACCCAAGAAAAGCGUCUAAUGAUUAACCUCAUGUGCCUCCGACAGUCAUACGAGCGCCAAGAAAUUGCAGAGAUCAAGUGGAUUGACGGUGAAAGCAAUCCAGCCGACGCCAUGACAAAGAGCAAACCAUAUCGCGCUUUACAGGCACUCAUCGACACAAAUAAGCUUAAUAUCAAUGUGGAUGGAUGGGUGGAAAGGUCUACAACCCCUCCAACGAAAGCUACACCAAUUUCUUUGCUUUGUCAAUCCUGUACCGCUCGUCGUCCUAUCCCUAUUUCUUAG
Molecule: messenger RNA, 1995 nt
Organism: Talaromyces stipitatus ATCC 10500
Lineage: Eukaryota; Fungi; Ascomycota; Eurotiomycetes; Eurotiales; Trichocomaceae
Exons: 6
Coding region: 1-1995 (664 amino acids)
Molecular function (GO): nucleic acid binding
Source: RefSeq, a predicted model, not a curated record